Messenger RNA from Musca domestica (house fly), 1193 nucleotides. It is a transcript of the gene Aos1, whose product is annotated as SUMO-activating enzyme subunit 1. NCBI's taxonomy places the organism in Eukaryota, Metazoa, Arthropoda, Insecta, Diptera, Muscidae. The transcript is spliced from 2 exons. The record is from RefSeq and is a predicted model, not a curated record. Gene Ontology annotation, molecular function: SUMO activating enzyme activity. Gene Ontology annotation, biological process: protein sumoylation. Gene Ontology annotation, cellular component: cytoplasm; SUMO activating enzyme complex. Bases 110 to 1141 code for a protein of 343 amino acids.
AUGAAAAGUCUGGCAAGCCCAUAUAUUUGUGGCUUCAUUUGCAAAUCCACUCUACCUUUACCGGCAAAAUAUACAUUUCUUACAUCUUUUGGUAAAUUUCAUUGUUACUAUGGGUGAGCAAAUGGAAAUUGAGAAUACAAAUGAAAACGGAAGUUCAGAGAUAGAACUAACUGAGACCGAAAAUGAGUUAUAUGACCGGCAAAUUCGUCUUUGGGGCCUUGAAUCGCAGAAGCGUCUGCGUACCGCAAAGAUCUUAAUAUCGGGUCUGGGUGGAAUUGGUGCGGAAGUUACUAAGAACAUUAUUUUAUCGGGUGUACAUGCUGUUAAGUUGAAUGAUGCUAAUAGCGUGACGGAAGAUGAUUUUUGCUCUCAAUUCUUAGCACCUCGUACAAGUUUGGGGAAAAAUCGAGCCGAGUCGUCAAUUGAGAGGGCGAAGGCUUUGAACCCAAUGGUCGAAAUAUCCGCCGAUACUCAACCGAUUUCCGAAAAAAGUGAGGACUAUUUUUGUGGAUUUGAUGUGGUGGUCAUCACAGGAGCAACAAACAAUGAACUUCUACGAAUUGAUGAAAUAUGUCGUCGGAAUGAUAUUAAGUUCUUUGCUGGGGACGUAUGGGGAAUGUUUGGGUACACAUUUGCCGACUUAAAUGAUCAUGCUUUCGUAGAGGACGUCGCAAAACAUAAAGUUAUAUCGAAACCAAAUGAAAAGGUUAAAACGGAACUGGUCACAACGACUGUACAAAGGGAACUUAAAUUUGCCCCAUACCAAGCUGUUGUGGAUUUCGAUAUUAAUUCGCCGUCAUAUCAAAAGAAAUUGAAGCGAACUGGUCCGGCGUUCUUACUAUUGCGUGUUUUACAAAAAUUUCGUGAAGAAUUUGGACGUGAUCCCUCUUACAAAUCCAGGGAGAGUGAUCUGCAGGAAUUGCUUCGUAUUCGAGACAUACUUGGCAGCACGGAUUUAUUGACUACAGAUUAUUUGGAAAAUACUUUUAGUCAAAUAUCGCCAGCUGCAGCGGUUGUUGGUGGCGUAUUGGCUCAAGAAAUAAUAAAAACAGUAACUAAAAAGGAAGCACCAAACUGUAAUUUAUUCCUUUUUGACCCACAGACAUGUUGCGGAUUCAUUGAGGCAAUUGGCGUUAAUUAGUCAUUAUAUACUUUUGGAAAUUAAAAUAAAAAUUGAAUUAAAUUAGAAAAAA